Schistocerca cancellata (South American locust) is the source of this 4994-nucleotide messenger RNA. RefSeq names its product esterase FE4-like. Bases 84 to 1745 code for a protein of 553 amino acids. Lineage: Eukaryota; Metazoa; Arthropoda; Insecta; Orthoptera; Acrididae. Gene Ontology annotation, molecular function: hydrolase activity. The record is from RefSeq and is a predicted model, not a curated record. The transcript is spliced from 11 exons.
UCAUAGCGUCGCGAGAGGCAGCGGCCAGUAGCACGCGGGCCGCCACAUCGCGAGCACGCGACCUGCACUCUGCCACGCCGAGGAUGAAGAGCGCGUCUGCGCCGGACAGCGAGGAGCAGGAGCUGGUGGUGGUGCGCGUGAGGGACGGCCAGCUGCGCGGCCGCCGCAGGGCCACGGUGUGGGGGCUGCCCUUCUGCAGCUUCCAGGGCGUGCCCUACGCCCGCCCGCCUGUCGGGGACCUCCGCUUCAGGGAGCCUCAGCCGCUGGAGCCGUGGUCUGGGGUUCGAGACGCGCUACAGGAGGGCGCCGUGGCUGUGAGCGUCCACCAUGACGACUUCUCAAUCGCCGUUGGCAACGAGGAUUGCCUCUACCUCAACGUUUACACACCACAGCGGGUGCCGGGGGACGGCGGGCGGCUGGCGGUGAUGGUGUGGCUGCACGGCGGCGGCUUCGUCUGGGGCAGCGGCAGCGCCGACUGCUACGGGCCCGACGUGCUCAUGCACGCCGCCGUCGUCCUCGUCACGCUCAACUACCGCCUCGGCGUGCUCGGCUUCCUGAGCACGCAAGACGAGGUGGUGCCCGGCAACAUGGGCCUCAAGGACCAGGUGGCGGCCCUCAGAUGGGUACGUGACAACAUCGCCAGCUUUGGUGGCGACCCAAACAACGUCACCAUCUUUGGCGAGAGUGCGGGCGCUGCCUCAGUCCACUACCAUCUAUUGUCCCCGCUCUCCAAAGGAUUAUUCCACAAGGCUAUAAUGCAGAGUGGUUCAGCCUUAAGCAUGUGGGCAGCAGCAGAUGGAAUCCGCGAGAAAAGUUUUAAACUGGGAGAGCUUCUGGGCUGUCAUACUGACAGCAGUGAGGAGCUUGUUCAAUUCCUCCGAGGGGUCGACCCUCACAAGCUUGUUGAAACAUUCCCCAAAGUUGUUCCUGAAAAGGAACAAAUGGGAGCUUUGACAGUGGCAUUUGUUCCAUGUGUUGAGAAGGAACACUCAGGUGCUUUCUUGACAGAAGAACCAUUGGUACUGAUGACUCAAGGACGUUUCCACAGAGUGCCAGUUAUUGUGGGUGGAACCUCCGGAGAAGGAAUUGCCAUGCUUGCACUUACUGGAAUUCUAAAGGAUACAGAAAAAAUGGAUUUCAUGAUUGACAAUUUUGAAUUAGUGUUUGGUGAUAGUCUUCUUAUAAAAGACCUACAUACAAGAAAAGCAGUUUGUGAUAAAUUAAAACAAUUUUAUUUUGGCAACACAUCACCAGAUGAUCGCUAUAGGAGGCUUGUUUUGAUGUGUGCAGACCUUCACUUCAAUAUGGGGUCAGACAUAACCGCUAGACUCAUCGCAUCUACACCCAAUCCACCUCAGAUUUAUCGUUACCAGUUUUCCUUUGAAAGUGACCUAGCACUUACUUCCAGAAUGGUUGAUCGCAGAUUUCCAGGUGCUACUCAUACUGCUGAACUUUGCUACUUAUUUUUGUUUGCUGAUAACAGGCAAGACAUUAAUAAAGACAGCCACCAACAUACUGUUCGCUCCAUUAUGGCUUCUCUUUGGACAAACUUUGCCAAAACUGGUGAUCCAACAUACGAAUUAAAUGAUGUUGUGACAGAGCACUGGCCAGCCUACACAUUAGAAGACCCUGCAUUUGCAGACAUUGGACAGGAACUGAAAAUCAAAAGAAAUAUUAACAGCCAGUACUUCAAUUUCUGGUGGGAUACAUACUAUCCAGCACGUCUUCAAUCUGCUAAACAAUGACUAUCUAAAAUCAACUGAUGAAGGCUCUGUUGAUUUUGCUUGUUUAAGUUUCUCAACUUUCUCUCCAUCUUUCUGUUCGCAUUUCCUGUUUAAAUGUUUCAUUCGAUUAAGAUAGAAAGGAAUGUGCUGCAUUUGGUUAUGAAAGGAUACUCAUUUCGCAUUGAAAACCAGCACAAAAACAAAACAAAAAAUCAUACAAAUAAAUUAUUAUUCAAAUGGAUCAUCACUUUAGUGCUUCAGAAAACAGAAUGACCUCAUAUGGAUCACUGUUUAAAUGAUAAGUUCAAACCAUCUUUUUAAAGGAUUGUAAAAAACAAACAAAAACAAUUUUAUUGGAGUAACUGAAUUUGAAAAAAAAAUCACACAUUUUGCAUGGAAUAUAGAACAAAUGAGAGAGAGAGAGAACACAUUCAUAACGGUGAAAGGUCAAGAUGUAAAGUAUGUGAAGUGCAUCUCUUGGAAACCAUCUAACAGAGAUGUCCAUGCUCGAAUAAUUUGGAAUCAAAAUGUUAUCAUUUACCAGUUGUAACAGAUAAAUUUCACCAAGUACAUUAUUAAUCUUAUUUUACAUAUUUAUAGUUACUGGAACAAAAUUAAUUUAUUUAACAUUCAUGUAGUACAGUAGCACCUAACUGACAUGACUGUUAGUACCAAGUGUUUCUGGAGCCCUUAUUAGACAAAGAAAUUAAGCUAUGUAUACUGACGAACAGUAUCAUAGUAAUGUGUGUCACCAGUACAAGUAAUAGGGGAAAUGGAGUUAAUGAAUCUGAAAUAAAAUUUCCAAAUAGAAAGCACAACCAUAAUUUUUUAAAAUGUAACUUCACACACAAAAAAUUAAAAUCAUUGUAGAAAAGUAAUUUUCAAAUGAACUUUAAAGAUUGAGGUAAAUAAUCAGCACAAUGUCACAUAAAACUGAAAUUAGACCAAAUGAAACUAAUCAGUUUAUCAUAUCAAUGAAAAUAAUCAAUGUUUGAAAAUAUAAGCUAUUUGGAUGGAUAAAAAAAUCUAUUCACCAAGUAGCAGCAGGAGGAAACACAUAUAAAGGAUAUGAAAAUAUGCAACCUUUUAGAACCAGUGGCUCCUUCUUCUGGUAGAAGACUUGAAAGGUAGAAAAGAGGGAUGGAGGAAAGGGAAUGGUGAGGCUUAGAACAUGGGGAGACUUAUGGAAAAGUCAAAAAGAAUCCUGGGUCAAGGGAGACUUACCGCAGAUGGGAUGAGAAGGAAAGACAGAUUGUUGGUACCAGACAAGAUUUUAAAACUAAAAGAUUGGACAACUUUUCGGUAACUCUCCCCAUUUCCUAAAUCUCAUCAGUCCUUAAACUUCAUCCCUCUUCUUUUACCUUCAACUCCUCUGCAAGAAGAAGAAACCAUUGACUCCAAAACCUUGCAUAUUUGCUUAUCUUCUAUAUGUUUUUUCUCUUGCCUUCACUUGGUGAGUAGAUUUUUUAUCCAUCCAGUAAUAAUCAUUUUAUCAGUAACUCCACAUUCUGUGAAACUAUUUCUUUCCAAACUAAAUUUUCAACUGACAACCUCCAAAUAUUGAACAAGAUGUAAUAAUAUUCAGAUUCCUAACAUAUAAACAAAUUUUAAGUACUCGGAACACAUAAGAUAAUUUAAUCAAAAUCUCUAUCUUAUCAUCAGGUGAACAUAACAUUAGAUGAAUGAAUCAUUUGAAUACAUUUAUUUUCUUUUUUAAAAUCUGAAAUCACUGUUUUUAAAUAGUUAUGGGCUUCCUUAUUUCCAUUACAUAAGUUGAAGUUUUGUGAGCUAGUGGACAGUGAAGGUCACAGCUAAGUCAACAGACUCAUACCUCAUAUCAAGUGACAGCUGCAUAAUGUCCUGUAGACAGAAACAGUUCUAUUUUGAAAAUUAGUUCAUAUCACUCAUAAGAUGACAGAAACUGAGUUCCAUUUACAACAGAAAACAUUUAUGGCAGUGGCUGGAAGUAUAACAUCUUCUCAAGGAAUACAGACAUCAUUUACAAUGUUUGUUAGUUAGUUUCAUCAUCCAUGGAUCAUGUGCAUGAUAAAUCGUAAUGAUGUGGAAUGAGUCAUUUUACACUCACAUGGCAAACUAAUUUCUAAGAAUGACUUUAAUGUAGCAAAUUCAGGGAAAGAGGUCCUGAAAGAGCACUUAGAAGACACAGAGAUAGUUUCUUUCAGGUUGCACAGUUGCUUGUUGAGAAUGAAUGUGCCACUCAGAAAAUACACACAAUGAAAGUACUUUUAGUCAGUAACAAAUGUCUAGAAAAGCUAAUGUAAAACAAGGGUAAUAUGGUGACCAUUUUCAUUUCACAUAUUCAUUGAACAUAGGAGGAGGAUGGAACUGCACAAAAUGAAUAUGCUUUGUGCAUCAUUAAGCAAUUAUGAUUAAAAAUGAAACCAGUGCUGGAAUUUUCAAAACAUAUAGCAGAAAAAAAACAACUAUCCUCUUAUCUGAUCUGUGGAUUUGUCUUAGAUCAUAGGUAAUGGCAUUCACAGGUCAUUACAUGAUGCCAUCCUGAGUGCACCACAUUUAAUGAAAGAACAGCUUGUUCCUUUCAGUAUGAAUAUAGCAGUAAUCUCUAAUUUUUAUUAAGGGACUAAAAUCAUUCCUGGUCACUAUCAAUUGAAUUCACAGCUUGAACUAAGGGUAAGUGCAGUUCACAUCCAACAUUCUUAUUGUUUCUUUUCAGUCAGUAAUCUGAAGCCAUUUGAUAUGCUUUAAAGUUUUGAGAAAGAACAGGAAAAUUAGUGAUCUCAUACUUAGCUGCUGAAUUAAAUAGCUGUUUUAAAAUGUCAUGCUGAUCUCAUUGCCAAAUUCUAAUGGAGUUGAUAUGCAAAGCCUGUCAUCAAUUACUUCAUUGGUACCCCACCAGGAAUUGAACAUGAGACUGCUGGGUGUGAAGUGUGAAACAUAGACACCGCUCCAUAAAGAAUCAAUCGAGUUAACAAAUGUAUCUCCAAUUGUGUCUCAUGUUAAUAGCACUGACAGUAGAGUUAGCACAGAAAUACUCCAAAAUGCAACAGAGAGAACAAAACUUUUUGUUUUAUAUACUUCUAUGAAGUUUAUAAAGUACAAUAUUUGAAAUGUAGCUCAUCCACAUGUGUUGUGUGCAUUUCAUGUAUUAAUGGAUUAUUAAAUUAGAGUACAGCUUCUACCAAAGUGAAAUUGUAAUGCUGUGAAAUGGCUGUGUAAUAUUACCUUGCAUGUGAAAAACUAAUAUUUUUACAAAUGGAAAUAAAAUAUAUUUAUUUUUACUUUUCUAUA